Messenger RNA from Leptosomus discolor (cuckoo roller), 1269 nucleotides. It is a transcript of the gene HTR1A, whose product is annotated as 5-hydroxytryptamine receptor 1A. Gene Ontology annotation, molecular function: G protein-coupled serotonin receptor activity. The record is from RefSeq and is a predicted model, not a curated record. Gene Ontology annotation, cellular component: plasma membrane. Lineage: Eukaryota; Metazoa; Chordata; Aves; Leptosomiformes; Leptosomidae. Gene Ontology annotation, biological process: regulation of behavior; regulation of vasoconstriction; regulation of hormone secretion.
AGUGACCGGCGUCUCUUCCCAUGCCCGUCUCCUGAAGCGACCCCCCCGCCCGGCAUGGAUGUAGCCAACAAUACUACCUCUCCAGAGCGCUCCCCCGAGGGGGCAGGCGGCCCCGGCCUCGCCGAGGUGACCCUGGGCUACCAGCUGCUCACCUCGCUCCUCCUGGGCACACUCAUCCUGUGCGCCGUGAGCGGCAACGCCUGCGUGAUCACGGCCAUCGCCCUGGAGCGCUCCCUGCAAACCGUGGCCAACUAUCUCAUCGGCUCGCUGGCCGUCACCGACCUCAUGGUGUCCGUGCUGGUGCUGCCCAUGGCGGCCCUCUACCAGGUGCUGAACAAGUGGACGCUGGGGCAAGUCACCUGCGACAUCUUCAUCUCGCUGGACGUGCUGUGCUGCACCUCUUCCAUCCUGCACCUGUGCGCUAUCGCCUUGGACAGGUACUGGGCCAUCACGGACCCCAUCGACUAUGUCAACAAGCGGACUCCCCGGCGGGCCGCCGUACUUAUCAGCCUGACCUGGCUCAUCGGCUUCUUGAUAUCCAUCCCGCCCAUGCUGGGCUGGAGGACGCCCGAGGACCGCUCGGACCCCGACGCCUGCACCAUCAGCAAGGACCACGGGUACACCAUCUACUCCACCUUCGGCGCCUUUUACAUCCCGCUUCUCCUCAUGCUGGUGCUCUACGGCCGCAUCUUCAAGGCGGCCCGCUUCAGGAUCCGCAAGACCGUCAAGAAAGCAGAGAAGAAGAAAAUCGCUGACACCUGCCUCACCCUCUCCCCGGCAGCCCUGCAGAAGAAAAGCAACGGAGAGUCCGGGAAGGGCUGGCGGCGGACUGUGGAGCCCAAGCCCGGUGCCUGUGUCAACGGCGCGGUGCGGCAGGGAGAGGACGGGGCGUCCCUGGAGAUCAUCGAGGUCCAGCGCUGCAACAGCUCCUCCAAGACUCACCUGCCGCUGCCCAGCCCCCCGCCGCCCCCCUCCUUCGAGAGGCGCAACGAGAAGAACACGGAAGCCAAGCGGAGGAUGGCUCUGUCCCGGGAGAGGAAAACUGUCAAGACCCUGGGCAUCAUUAUGGGCACCUUCAUCCUCUGCUGGCUGCCGUUCUUCAUCGUGGCGCUGGUCCUACCCUUUUGUGACAGUAAGUGCUACAUGCCCGAGUGGCUGGGGGCAGUCAUCAACUGGCUGGGCUACUCCAACUCCCUCCUCAACCCCAUCAUCUAUGCCUAUUUCAACAAAGACUUCCAAAGUGCUUUUAAGAAAAUUAUCAAGUGCAAA